AUGGGUGAUUACAAAAUAGUGGCAUUGACAGAAGAAUGUAGUGCGAUUUUGCAAAGAAAGCUUCCUCAAAAGUUAAGAGAUCCUGGGAGUUUUACCAUUCGAUGCACUAUUGGGGAGUUUGAAUGUAAGCAUGCGCUUUGCGAUUUGGGGGCAAGUAUUAAUUUAAUGCCUUUGUCUGUAUUCCGGAGGCUUGGUUUGGGGGAAGCUAGGCCAACUACAGUAACAUUACAGCUAGUUGACAGAUCUGUGAAGCACCCACGUGGUAUUAUAGAAGAUGUAUUGGGAGAGUUGAAGUUGAGAGUUCAAGGGGAGGAAGUAGUAUUUAAUGUGUUUAAGGCCAUGACUUAUCCUAAAGCAAGUGAUAGUUGUUUCUCAAUUGAUGUGGUCAAGGAAGUAGUAGAAAGAAAAAAAUUAAGAGAGGAUCCUCUUGAGUUGAGUCUCACAGUUGAUGAUGUAGAUGGUGAGGAGAAUGAAGAGGUGAUGAGUUAUUUAAAGUGGAUAAAAUCAGCUGAGCUGUGGAAACAUAAGAAAUUUGAAGAAUUGGGUGCAGGACCAGACAGACCAUUACCAUCGAUUCAGAAGCCACUUGUCUUAGAAUUGAAGGUUUUACCGGACCAUCUCCGUUAUGCUUAUCUUGGGGAAAAAAAGACUCUUCCAGUUAUAGUCUCAUCAUUUCUUUCGGAGGUUGAGGAGGAGAAAUUGUUGAGGGUGUUACGAGCUCAUAAAACUACUAUAGGGUGGACUCUGGCUGAUAUAAGAGGAAUUACCUCAUCGACAGUUAUGCAUAGAAUUCUUAUGGAAGAUGAGGCGAAACCGACUAUUGACGCUCAGAGAAGGCUUAAUCCAACAAUGAAAGAAGUGGUGAGGAAAGAGAUUUUGAAGUGGUUGGAUGCUGGAGUGAUUUACCCAAUUUCUGAUAGUGCUUGGGUAAGUCCAGUGCAAGUGGUACCGAAAAAAGGGCGUAUGACGGUGGUAAAGAAUGAAAGCAAUGAACUGAUUCCAACUAGAACUGUGACGGGUUGGAGGAUAUGUAUUGAUUAUCGGAAGUUGAAUAAGGCAACGAGGAAAGAUCAUUUUCCUUUGCCUUUCAUUAAUCAAAUGUUGGAUAGAUUGGCGGGACAUAAUUACUAUUGUUUUCUAGACGGGUACUCGGGCUAUCACCAGAUCGUAAUUGCACCGGAGGAUCAAGAAAAGACAAUGUUCACAUGUCCUUAUGGGACUUUUGCUUUUCGAAGGAUGCCAUUCGGGUUAUGUAAUGCACCAACAACGUUUCAAUGGUGUAUGAUGGCAAUAUUCUCUGACAUGGUUGAAAAGGGGAUUGAAAUUUUUAUGGAUGAUUUUUCGGUAUAUGGGUCCUCUUUUGACACGUGUUUGACUAAUUUGGAGAUGGUGUUGAGAAGGUGUGAGGAGUCGCAUUUGGUGCUUAAUUGGGAAAAGUGCCACUUUAUGGUUAAUGAAGGAAUUGUAUUGGGGCACAAAAUUUCUAAGAAAGGAAUUGAAGUGGAUCGGGCCAAGAUUUCUACUAUAGAGAAUUUGCCACCUCCAAUUUCAGUUAAGGGAGUGAGGAGUUUCUUGGGCCAUGCGGGGUUUUAUAGGAGAUUUAUCAAAGACUUCUCUAAGAUCUCAAAGCCGCUGUCUACCUUGUUGAUGAAUGGGGUUUCUUUUGAUUUUAAUGAUGAUUGUUUGAUUGCUUUCAAGACUCUCAAGGAGAAGAUCAUUUCAGUGCCGAUAGUAUGUACACCUAAUUGGGACCUUCCAUUUGAGCUUAUGUGUGACGCUAGUGAUUAUGCGGUCGGAGCGGUUCUUGGGCAGCGAGUGGACAAGGUGGUAUUCUAUACGGAUCAUUCGGCAAUAAAGUAUCUUAUGACUAAGAAAGAUUCCAAGCCUCGUCUUAUUCGGUGGAUUUUGCUAUUACAAGAAUUUGAUGUGGAAAUUAAGGAUAAGAAAGGUACUGAGAACUUGGUGGCUGAUCAUUUGUCUCGUUUAGAGGUUGGGGUAAAUUCUCUUAAUAAAGAAGUUCAGAUUAAUGAUGCUUUUCCGGAUGAGCAAUUGUUCGAAGUGAAUGUUGGCAAGGAGGUUCCAUGGUUUGCGGAUUAUGUUAAUUAUUUGGCUGCUAAGGUUAUACCCCCUGAAAUGACAAGAACAAGAACAGCUGCGAAGGUUUUGCAAAGUGGGUUUUACUGGCCUACAUUAUUUAAGGAUGCUAAUGAUUUUGUCAAAAGUUGUGACCGUUGUCAACGGACUGGGAACAUAUCAAGAAGAGAUCAAAUGCCGAUGAUUAGUAUUUUGGAAGUUGAGCUAUUUGACUGGUUCACUGCUCUUUGUGCUCGCUAUGGUGUUCAUCAUCGAGAGUCGUUAUUUUAUCACCCAAUUGCAAAUGGCCAAGCUGAAGUAUCGAAUAGAGAAAUAAAUGGUAUCUUGGAAAAGACAGUAAAUACUUCGAGGAAGGAUUGGUCGAAGAAGCUCGAUGAUUCACUUUGGGCUUAUCGCACGACAUUUAAAACUCCGAUUGGUAUGUCACCAUAUCGAUUGGGGUUUGGUAAGGCUUGUCAUCUACCGGUGGAACUGGAGCAUAGAGCUUAUUGGGCUGUGAAAAAGUUAAAUGUUGAUCUCUUCAUGGCGGGGCAAAAUAGGCUUAUGGAGUUAAAUGAACUUGAGGAAUUUCGAAAUGAAGCCUAUGAGAAUGCGAAGAUAUAUAAGGAGAAAUCGAAGGCUUUUCAUGAUAAGAGAAUAUUAAGGAAGGAUUUUCAACCAGGGGAUAAAGUUUUGCUCUUUAAUUCUAGGCUUAAACUUUUUCCUGGAAAAUUGAAGUCACGAUGGUCUGGACCGUACACGGUAGUCUUCUCACUUCCUUAUGGAGCAGUACAAGUUCAUAGUGAAAAGACGGGAGAUUUUAAGGUGAGCGGACAGAGAUUGAAGCAUUACUUGGAGGGUCCGGUGGAGACAUGUAGGUUCGUGGUCGAGUUGGAAUUGAUUUGA
Messenger RNA from Humulus lupulus (European hop), 2979 nucleotides. RefSeq lists its product as uncharacterized. The record is from RefSeq and is a predicted model, not a curated record. The transcript is spliced from 5 exons. Gene Ontology annotation, molecular function: nucleic acid binding. NCBI's taxonomy places the organism in Eukaryota, Viridiplantae, Streptophyta, Magnoliopsida, Rosales, Cannabaceae. Bases 1 to 2979 code for a protein of 992 amino acids.